This is a messenger RNA of Camponotus floridanus (Florida carpenter ant), 2290 nucleotides long. RefSeq names its product probable cytochrome P450 49a1. The coding region runs from base 537 to 2090 and encodes 517 amino acids. The record is from RefSeq and is a predicted model, not a curated record. The transcript is spliced from 11 exons. Gene Ontology annotation, molecular function: iron ion binding; monooxygenase activity; heme binding. NCBI's taxonomy places the organism in Eukaryota, Metazoa, Arthropoda, Insecta, Hymenoptera, Formicidae.
ACACUUGGAGAUAUUCCAACAAUGAUUCGGAGACAUUUCCGCAUAAAGAUUGUGGCAUUAUAUCAUACUGUUGUGUCACCUAUUACAAUCACCAUGCAUAGAGAAUCGCUUUUCUAUUGCGUUAAAUUUGCAUGCAAAUUUCACAUACAUUCUUUGUCUAUGAGAGUGUCGUACAAAGAAUGUGUUCCGAUGUAAAUAACUUUCCUUUGUAUAUCAUACAAUCAUACAACAAAUACUGUUCAAUUCCUGCUGUUAAUUUGUAGGUAGAUUUUAUUGGAAAGCUCUGCUUGAUUUUUGUUGCCAAUCUGUCAGCAAGUUAUGUCAACAAACUCUACUCGAUUUCUUCCGCCAAUUUGCUGUCUAAUUAUGUUAACAGAUUUUGUCGGGAGAAUAUAAGCUGAAUGAGGACGCAGUUGAUGUCAGUCUGCUGACAUGUUUUGAUCAUAUCUGCUGUCAGUCUGCUGACAUACUGCCAGCAUUCUACUUACAGAGUUUAGUGUGGCCGCAAAAUUUUAGUAAAAGAUAAAAAUUUACAAAUGGCUACAUUGAGACAAUACAUGAAGGAAUUGUUACGACGAUUCGUCAGAUUUGAAAUGAAGAGUGACAGAGUAACAUUAGAUACAUUGGCCGUGAAUGUUGGAGAACAAGAUUUAUUAUCACAUCGCUCAUACUCGGACAUUCCAGGACCUAAGCCGAUCCCUUUGUUGGGUAACACCUGGCGAUUUCUGCCUUACAUAGGAAACUUCGAUAUACGAGCAGUAGACAAAUUGUCAAAGAGAUUACAUGAUCAAUAUGGGGACAUCGUGAAAAUAGAAGGACUCUUGGGCAGACCGGAUAUGGUAUUUGUGUACGAUGCGAAUGAAAUCGAGCGCAUCUUUCGACGAGAAGAAAAAAUGCCUCAUCGACCUUCAAUGCCAUCGCUCGAUUAUUACAAACAUGUAUUGCGAAAAGAUUUUUUUCAAGACAACCCCGGUGUCAUUGCCGUUCACGGUGACAGCUGGUACAAAUUCCGGAGCAAGGUUCAGCAAGUGAUGCUGCAGCCGCAAACCGCAAGAAGAUAUAUCGGCGCGAUCGAAGAAGCAAGCGAGGCAUUCCUUCACAGAAUAGCAAGAAUACGAGAUGAGAAACACGAGGUACCUAAUGAUUUUCUCAACGAGAUGCAUAAGUGGUCCUUAGAAUCAAUUGCACGAGUCGCGUUGGACGUGCGUUUAGGUUGCUUAGACGACGAUGCGGAUGCGGAAACGCAAAGACUCAUAGAUGCAUUGAUCACGUUUUUCAAAAACGUGCCGGUGCUCGAAUUAAAGAUACCUUUUUGGAAAAUUUUCAAUACACCCACGUGGCAACAAUAUAUAAAUGCUUUGGACACUAUUGUGAGUACAAUAUCGAAAUAUACAGCUGCCGCUUUAUCGAGAGCCAAGAACAACAUGGAUUUGGAUAAAGAAUUGUCUCUUUUGGAAAGAGUUCUAGCUCUCGAGGGUAAUACAAAAAUAGCUUCUAUUCUCGCUUUAGAUUUAUUCUUGGUUGGCGUUGAUACGACUUCGACUUCAGUGGCCUCGGUGCUUUAUCAGUUAGCAUUACAUCCAGAAAAACAAAUGUUGGCAUAUGAAGAAAUCUGUAAUGUCCUACCGCAAACAGACGUACCUCUCGAAGCGAUAAAUAUCGAUAAUUUAAAAUACUUAAGAGCGUGCAUUAAAGAAACUCUAAGAAUGUACCCAACUGUCAUAGGCAACGGGAGAAGUACAACUUCGGAUACUAUAAUUGGCGGUUAUCACGUGCCGAAAGGAGUGCAUGUGGUAUUUCAACACUAUGUCAUUAGCAACAUGGAGAAAUACUUUCCGCGCUGUCAUGAGUUUCUUCCGGAACGAUGGUUGCGUGAAGAUGAAAUCCAUCAUAGAUUCGCAUCUCUUCCUUUCGGUUAUGGCAGGCGCAUGUGUCUUGGGCGACGAUUUGCCGAGCUCGAAAUGAUUAUUGUUAUUAGCAAGAUUUUGCAAUGUUAUAAAGUGGAAUAUCACUAUGAGAAAUUGGAAUAUUACAUCAAUCCAAUGUACACCCCAAAAGGACCGUUAAAGUUGAGAUUUAUCGAAAGAUAGAUUUUUGUGGAAGUAGUUAAAAAUAUUGACAUUUUUAUAAACUUUGUUUCAUAAAUAUAUGUAAUUAUUAUGUAUCACCAGUAUAUACGAAGAAAUUUCUAAAAUGCAUUUUACACACAAAGAAAUAAUUCCAGAAAGAAAUUGUUAAUGUAAUUCGACAUUGUGCAUUUUCUGACGACAAAUAUAAAUCUUGAAAUUUA